This is a messenger RNA of Chrysemys picta bellii (western painted turtle), 480 nucleotides long. It is a transcript of the gene NOP10, whose product is annotated as NOP10 ribonucleoprotein. NCBI's taxonomy places the organism in Eukaryota, Metazoa, Chordata, Testudines, Emydidae. The record is from RefSeq and is a predicted model, not a curated record. Gene Ontology annotation, cellular component: box H/ACA snoRNP complex. Gene Ontology annotation, molecular function: telomerase RNA binding; snoRNA binding. Gene Ontology annotation, biological process: ribosome biogenesis; rRNA pseudouridine synthesis; positive regulation of telomerase RNA localization to Cajal body.
UUAGAGCGCACUACAGUUCCCAGCGUGCGCUGGGGCUGGCCUCUUUCUAGUGCAGGGUUCCGGGAUCAGCAGCACGUGCGUUGCAAGGCGGUCCGGCUGUGCAGCAUGUUCCUGCAGUAUUAUCUCAACGCGCAGGGUGACAGGGUCUACACCCUCAAGAAAGUGGAUCCCUCUGGCCAGCUGACCUGCUCCGCACACCCUGCCCGCUUCUCCCCGGAUGACAAGUACUCCCGCCACCGCAUCACCAUCAAGAAACGCUUCGGCGUCCUGAUGACCCAGCAGCCGCAGGCCAUCCUGUGAGCCGAGCGCCCAGCCUACUGGAUCUGCGGCUGAACUGAGAUGGGGUCUAGCUGCCCCCUGAAUCCAGCCCCUGGCUCCCACAGACCCCGUGCUCUGCGAAAACCCGGGUUAGAUUGCUCAUAUCGAGCUCCAACUGGAUAUGCUGUUCCUCUGGGGUGCAAAUAAAUUGUCUUGAUCCCA